AUGGAGAAACUAUUUAGGAACCAAAAGUUGAAUGUUAGUGUGAGAACCAUUAAGAGCGGUGAGGAGAUACUGUUUUAUGCAAAAGAUGUGGCGGAAUCCUUAGGGUACUCAAACACGAAAAAAGCUGUUCAAACCCACGUAUGGAAGCAAAAUAAGGUAACCCUUGGGGAGUUAAAAGUAGGACCCCUCGUGGGUCCCACUUUUAGCAGUCAACCUAACUGUGUUUUCCUGAGAGAACCUGGUUUGUACCAACUAAUAUUUGGCUCAAGGCUUCCAAUAGUAGAGGCCUUUCAUAGCUGGGUAUUCAAUGAAGUCCUUCCAUCUAUCCGAAAAACAGGCUCAUAUGAAUUACCUGAUAGAAGGUCACUCAGAUAUAACCAAAUGAUCCUCAUAAAUGAAACGGACCUUCAUCAUACAGUUGUGAGCUACAUUAGGAACAACCACCCUGAGGCUGUAAUAGUACCCGGUCUUGGCGAGUAUCAGGAUACGGUGUCAAAGAGAUGUGAUGCUUGGAAGAAGGGCUAUAAAGGUGGUCAGCCAGAUCUUAUUAUAGAGAACCCUAUGGGGAAGUACAUAGGACUUACAAUUGAACUUAAGUCUCCUAAGGGCACUGGGACUACAAGCGAGAAGCAAAUCCUAUGGCUUAAGAAACUGAGGGAAAUAGGAUACAUGACAGUGAUAUCCGACGACUUGAUUCAAAUUUGUAUCAAAAUUAACGAGUACUUCUCACUUAAGAAAAAAGUUAAAACAGUAAGGGUAAAGAAUGUAGUUAGCGAUGUAAAGCUGUACAAACAAAAGUUCACAUCACACAAGUACUAG
Messenger RNA from Paramuricea clavata, 819 nucleotides. NCBI's taxonomy places the organism in Eukaryota, Metazoa, Cnidaria, Anthozoa, Malacalcyonacea, Plexauridae. The record is from the annotation of a GenBank genome assembly.